CUCUGAUCAUUGUUUUGUUUAGUGGGCCAGCUGAAUAAUUGCAAGGAAGAUGGAAAAAUUGGAAGCUUUAAAAAUCUCGUCGAUGCGCCCACGCAGCAAUAUCCUCGAUCGUCCGCUGUCCAAGGGUAAGACAGAGGUAUCGCAAAGCAUUGUAGCUUUGCUGUUCAGCGAAAUAGUCCAGUAUUCCCAGAGCAGGGUGUUCACAGUGCCCGAACUGCAGACCAGACUUCAUGAUUUGGGACAGGAUGUGGGCACACGCAUCAUUGAUUUGUAUUUUGUUCGGGAGCGCAGCUCCAAGAGGGAAACAAAACUUACCCAAAUGCUUCUCUUUGUGAAGACAACCGUGUGGAAAAAUCUAUUUGGCAAAGAGGCGGAGAAACUAGAACAUGCCAAUGAUGAUGAACGCACCUAUUAUAUUAUUGAAAAGGACCCACUUGUCAAUACCUUUAUAAGUGUCCCUAAGGAUAAGAGUUCAUUAAACUGCUCCAAUUUCACGGCGGGCAUUGUGGAGGCUGUUUUAACCCAUUCCGGAUUUCCCUGCAAAGUUUCUGCGCAUUGGCACAAGGGGACAACGUACAUGGUAAAGUUCGAGGAUUUUGUUAUUGCCCGAGACAAGCAAAUGGAGGAGAAAUAAACAAGUUUUUAUUAACAAUAA
Messenger RNA from Drosophila willistoni, 655 nucleotides. RefSeq names its product trafficking protein particle complex subunit 5 (gene Trs31). Gene Ontology annotation, biological process: endoplasmic reticulum to Golgi vesicle-mediated transport. Gene Ontology annotation, cellular component: TRAPPII protein complex; TRAPPI protein complex; TRAPPIII protein complex. The record is from RefSeq and is a predicted model, not a curated record. Lineage: Eukaryota; Metazoa; Arthropoda; Insecta; Diptera; Drosophilidae. Bases 50 to 634 code for a protein of 194 amino acids. The transcript is spliced from 3 exons.